AGAAAUCUAGCAAGUCAAAGAAGAGAAAACACAAGGAUACUGAUGCUGGUGAUGCUUCUGCUGCCGAUCAAGUUGUGGUAAAAGAAGAUAAGAGAAAGAAGAAGCAUCCAGUUGUGCUGGAAGAGAGCAGUCAGAAGGAGACACUUGAUACUACUGCUGAAAAUUCAGUGGAAGAAAGAGAUGGGGUUGAGGGGAAGCAAUGUAGCAAGUCAAAGAAGAGCAAACACAAGCAUAAUAAUGCUGGUGAUGCUUGCUGCCGAUCAAGUUGUGGCAAAUGAAGAUAAGAAGAGAAAGAAGAAGCAUCUAGUUGUGCUGGAAAAGAGCAGCCAAACCAAAAAUACUAGCAAAGAUGAGAAUGGAGAGAUCAAGGAGAGAGGAAAGGAAGGUGAUAAAUCCAGUCCAGAAUUUAGUGAGAAUGCAUCUGCUGGGAGAGCGGAGGCUGAAGUAGAUGGUAAGAAUGAUGGGAAGAAAAAGAAGAGCAAGGAGGGAACGCGGGAUGGAAUAAAGGAGAAAGUAAAGGCAGCUCAGUCAAAGAACAAGGGCAAGCGGGUGAGCUUUGCUGAUACCACGGAAGUGUUCAGAACUGAAGCUGGUGAUGGUGAGGGGAACGAAGGAGGAAAAAAGAAAAAGAAAAAGGCAGCUCAGUUAAAGAACAAGGGUAAGCGUGUGAGCUUUGCUGAUUCUGAGGAGGUGUUUGGCAUCGGAGGUGGCGACAAUGGAGAAGGUGGGAGCAGUGAUGAAUCUAAAUUUGUGCAUGGACAGAGGUUUAGCCCAGAGGAAAACGCCACCCUCAUGGAAGCUAUAAGGGAUUUUAUAGAGAUGAAGCAAUUGGGAGAGAAAGGCUUUGAGAUGAUUCAGUCUUCUCGUAAACACAAAGAGCUCAGGGGUUGUUGGGAUGUUAUAGGGAAAUGUUUACCCCAUAGACCUCACCAAGCCAUAUACAGCCGGGCACGUGUAUUACUCAGUAGGAGUGAUCAACGUAAAUGGACACAAGAAGAAAAAGAGCAUAUUCGGCGGUUUGUCCAAAAUAAUGGCACAGAGUGGAAGACAUUGGCACGUGAACUUGGGAAGUGUGAUAUCCAUGUAAAAGAUACUUGGAGAAGAAUAAAAUCUGAGAACUUGAAAAAAGGACAUUGGACACAGGAUGAGCAUCAAAAGCUAUUCGAUAUGGUGAACCUUGACUUGCGUAUAAAAGCUCAUCAAAUAAAAGAUCCCGAUAAUCGGAAGCUUAGGGAUAACAUUUCCUGGGAGGAAAUCAGUGAUAAAUUAACCACCCGUAAUCACAAGAAUUGCUGCAUGAAGUGGUACAAUACAUUAGCAUCUCCGAUGGUUAGGAAAGGAAUCUGGGCAGAUGUUGAUGAUUAUCUAAUGGUGGAAGCGCUCCAGAAGGAUGAUGCUGUUUGUGUCGAAGAUGUCGAUUGGGACAGCCUUCUCGAUCACAGAUCUGGUGAAGUCUGCCGCCAAAGAUGGAACCAGAUAGUCCGUGGCAUUGGCGGCCACAGGGAGAAGCCUUUCAUCGAGCAGGUUGAGGUGUUGUCCAGGCGCUACUGCCCGGAGAUGAUCGAGUACAGGCAACCGCGGGAAUGAUCGCCCACCCUGUCAAAGCUGUAUGCCCCUUGACAAAGGGGCGUGAUCUGUCUGAUAUCCUGCAUGUUAGCGAGCAUGUGUUGUCGCCUGAAAAAUGUGGGAUUUAUGAGAUGUGCAUGGUUUCUUACUUACCAGCUAGCACUGAGCAAAGCUAGGUGUCAUCUAGUUUUCCUUUACAUGGCAGAGUGAUUUAUGACAUGUGUUUUGUUUACUUUGUUUAUUUAUAUGUUGUCCGUUGAGCUUGAUUUGGGCAAUGCCAUGUUCCGUUCCUCUUAACAGAUUUGGUUUAUGAACUAAAGAGCAUUCCCAGAUUUUUUUUAAGAUGA
Molecule: messenger RNA, 1913 nt
Organism: Lolium rigidum
Lineage: Eukaryota; Viridiplantae; Streptophyta; Magnoliopsida; Poales; Poaceae
Product: DNA-binding protein REB1-like
Source: RefSeq, a predicted model, not a curated record